This is a messenger RNA of Carassius auratus (goldfish), 637 nucleotides long. Its product is annotated as galactose-specific lectin nattectin-like. Bases 1 to 537 code for a protein of 178 amino acids. The transcript has 7 exons. The record is from RefSeq and is a predicted model, not a curated record. Lineage: Eukaryota; Metazoa; Chordata; Actinopteri; Cypriniformes; Cyprinidae.
AUGACGUCCAAGUUGGGUCAUGGCAGUGAUCUGAAAACCAAGUUCAUUGCAAUGUUGAGAAGUCUGCUGCUUCUGUUCAUCGUGUUUUCCACGGGAAAUGGCGUUCCUAAAGCAGAUAUAGAUCUACGAUGCCAGCAUGGAUGGACACAUUUUGAAACCCGAUGCUACAAGUUCUUCUCUCAGUCAGCUACCUGGCUUGCAGCAGAGAGAAACUGUAUUGAUCAGCAUGCAAAUCUUGCAUCUGUGCACAAAGAAGAAGAAAACUCUUUUCUGAUGGGUCUGUUGCCUUCUCCUACUACACGAUGUUGGAUUGGUGUUCAAGAUGCUGUGGAAGAAGGAGAGUGGUUGUGGAGUGAUGGAACUAAUUAUGACUACGACAACUGGUGCACUGGUGAACCUAACAAUCUGAAUGUUGAGAACUGUGGAGAGAUCAACUGGACAUCUGAUGAAUGCUGGAAUGAUUCGACCUGUACAAACCCAAAGGGCUAUAUCUGUGCUACACGAUCGGAGAUGGACUGGCCCACUGAUCCAGAGUAACUUUGAUUUUUGUACUACAUUACAAAACAUUCUCCACUUUAAUUUCUUAAUACUGAAUUACUCUAAUAAAAGCAUUAAGCAACCCUUGUUCAAUGAAAAA